AUGCUAGAUGAUUUUCGUGUUGAGUGGCUCUGCCGUCGAACAUGUCAAAUGUUAAAUAUUGAUAGGUCAAUAUUUAUCGAUAUGUUAGAACGACAUAAUGGUUUUAAUGAAGAUCAGAUUGAUAAAUUUCUUACUACAAAUACCGCUUUGCACGAAAGAUCCUAUGCAUUAAUAUUUCAUCGCGAAGAUUCAAAACGAGACGUUUGGCAACUGAUUGAAACUAUUGACGAAGAAGAACUUGAUGAUCUUGAUGACGAUGAAACCGACCAACAGUUUAUUUUAAACGUCAAUCAACCCAUUAAUAUAGAAACUGAGUUUUCAAUUGAUUAUGUUGUGAACUAUGCUCGUCUAUCAUCUGGUGAUUCAAUUGAUUCUACUUAUGAAUAUCUCAAAAAUAUUCAACGUCUUUUAGUUAUGAAUCAAUAUGAUAAUAAAAAUUAUUAUUUUGAAUUAAAAUCUUAUCGUCAAACGCAUCUUUAUUGUGAAUAUUAUCAUUAUCAUAAUCUAACAAAGAAAACAUUCGUUUAUUUUAUUCGAACAGAUAUUCAACAAUAUUUAAUUCAAUCGUCAACAUUCGACGAAAUGAAUUUAAUCAUGAAUGAAAAUAUAAUCUGUGGAUUUAUUCCUGACGAACAACCACUUGUUUCACUAGUAGAGAUUCUAUCGCUUAUCUAUCACGAUAUAUUACCGUCGACCAAUCAACAAUCAUCAACAAACGAAUUAAAGUCUUCACCAAAUGAAACAUUAACACAACGGGAUCAAUUGCAAUUAAGUUUAAAUCGUUUUCGUUUACAUAUUAAAUCAACUUUACGUCAAAUGCAAGGUGAAUUUAACUUAACUAUACCAAAUAAAGACUUAUUAACGAGUGGAGAUGAAACAGACGAGGAAUAUGUUGAAAAUUUUGAAUUCAUUGUUUAUAAUUGGGAAAGAAUAUUACAAGAAGAAAUGAAUAAUGAACUAAAUAGACGCGUCUUAAAUUCAAGUCCACUGGCUGAAUUAGAAUUUUGGCACGAACGAUCUAUUCGAGUAACAUCGAUUUUAGAACAAAUGAAAAACGAUGACGUCAUGAAAAUUAUUCGUGUUUUAACAAACAUUGAUAGUCCUUCGCUGUGCGGAUUUAAUAAUAUAAAAUUACAACUUCAAAGCUAUCUAUUAGAAGCAACUGAUAAUUAUAAAUUUCUAUCAACGAUCGAUAGACACUUGAAAACGUUACAAAUGGAAAAAUCAUUCCAAACGAUUAUUCAUAUGUUACCAAAUUUAAUGCAAGGCUUAAAAACGAUCUGGACGAUGUCAAAAUAUUAUAAUAAAGAUGAACGAUUUGUUCCAUUGAUGGAAAAAAUCGCUAAUGAAAUAAUAAAUCGAGUUCAACAAAAGAUUGAUAUAAGAACUUUACUAUCAUCGUAUACAUUAAACGAAGCUGAAAAUCUUUGUUAUCAAUCAAAACAAUUAUUACUUCAAUGGAAAAUUGAAUAUCAAAAUACUCGAGCAAAACUUGAAAAUGAUAAACAUAAUUUUUCAACAUGGAAUUUUGAGCAUCGAAUAUUAUUUGAUAGAACAGAUUAUUUGUCACAAAUAUGUGAUGAUUUAAUUAGAAUGCUAUCUAAUUUGAAUGAAUUCUAUGAUAUAUUUGGUUUAGAAAUGAAAGCUGUUACGGGCGACGAACAAAUGGUUGAUCGAGUACUUGAACAUGUAGCAGGCUUAAAAAAUUCGUUUCUUUCAUGCCAUUUUGAUAUGUUUAAUCGUGAAAAUUCUCAACAAUGGCAUUCAUUUAUCGAAGAAUUUAAUCAUCGUUCAUCCAUAAUUGAACAAGAAGCUAAAAUUUUCAUACAGGCUUCGUUUACACAACUUCGUUCAGCUGAAACAGCGCUUGAUAUGCUUAUGAAAUUUCAAAAGAUUGAUACAACUCAUGUUUUAGCAUAUGAAAUGGUUCGCCAAUUUACUGCUAUUCUUUUACAAUAUUGUAAAGAAAUUGAUGGCAUCUAUGAUCUGUUCGUCAAAUACAAAGAUAAUCCACCCAUAUUUAAAGGUCUUCCACCUAUUGCCGGUGCUAUUCAAUGGUCUCGUUUUUUAUUCAAACGCAUAAAACUUCCAAUGAUUAAAUUCCUUUCAGUCGAUCAAUUACUUCAAUCCGAACAAGGUGCAACUGCAAAACAACGAUUUAUAGAAAUAGGUACUCUACUUAAAAAAUACGAAGAAGAACUCUAUACAAAAUGGCUUGAUAGUGUGACUAAAAAUUUGCCGAUCUAUCUCAAACAAAGUUUACUUAUCGAUGCUGAACAACGACCAGAUCUAUUUCUCGAUAGUAACCACGUGGAACUUAUUCAUAGUAGUCCUGGAUAUCGGUUGCCACUUUAUAUAACUAAAAAAGACACAAACCGUAUGCCAACAUCGAUCGAUCAAUCGCAUUCAAUAGUAAAUAAAUUAAAAUUAUAUAAAGAAAAAUGCCAUUUAUUUCAAUAUGUAUUCGAUCCAAUGGGUACUAAGAAAAAAAUUGAAAUAAAAUACUUGAUAAAUUAUGAUCCAAAUUUAACAGAAUCAUUAACUGAAUGUUAUCACUUAGAAAAACUUGGAUUUAAUUUGCCUGAAUCAAUUAUGCAAAUCAACUUACAAUAUUCAAAGUUUGAACAAGUAUCGACUGAACUCCGAUCAAUGCUUGAAGAUUAUCAUUUGACCAUUGCAUCACUUGAUACUAUUGAAGUAUCACUUCUUCAAUCGUCCAUUGAACAAAUUCAAAAUAGUAUUCAACCUGGAGUGUCAAGAAUAUCAUUUGGAGAAAUAGGAAAUAUUGAUUAUAUAAAUCAAUGUAAACAAAAAUUGGAACAAUUUCAUUCGAUUCUGAAUCAAAUACGAAAAAUUUCAUCGGUUAUUCGGGAACAUCUUGAAAGUUUUCGUUUUUGCAUUGUUGAUCCUACUGUUCCGGGACAUGAUGAUGGAAGUUUAUUUACUUGUCGCGAAUAUUUUGAAUUUCUCUCAAUGAAACGUCAUGAUAUUGGGCUGAGUUUAAAACGACGUUAUGAAUUGAUUGGCCCUUUAUUAACUAAAAUCGAAGCAUUAGUAUUCGGUACUAAUACUGGAAAGCAUAAAACUAUGCAUCCAUUUUAUGCAUAUUGGGAAAAUGAAAUAUUCAGUUCUCUAGUUGAAUUAGUUGUUCGUAAUCUAUGUCAAUUCUAUGAAAAUAUCUUCGGUUCGUCAUCACUGUUUACUAUUGAUGUAAUUCUUGCGCCUCCUCGUAUUAAACUACAACCGCCGCUUGAAGAAAUUAUCAAUUCUAUUCGGCGUAGUGCACAUGCAAUCAGUCAAUUACCGAAGCACUUCGUACGAUGGUUACAUGGUACAUGCUUGUCGUGUCCGUCAACAUCGGUACACGAAGAAAAUCUCGAAGCACCAGAUUUUACGUUCUACAAUGAUGUCAAACAGCAUCCUGAUGUCGCUUCAGCGUUAAAACCAGUUCGCUCUUACGUUUCCGGAUUAGUCACUCAUUUAAAUCGAAGACUUAGCCAAUUAUUAACCUACAAUGAUUUAUGGAAAAGUGAUAAACAAAAAUAUACAAGCCGAUUUGCUUUAAAAUCUCGAACAUAUUCUGAUUAUGAUGAAAUAAUGACAGUCUUUUCUAAAAUCAAUCAAACAUUCGAUCGGUUUUUAAUUAAUAAAAAUAUCUAUUCAAUUGAAUUACGUUUUAAGCAAUUUCAUCAAGCAUUAAAACAUCAUUGCAAAGAAUGGAUACAUCAUUAUGGACAACAUUUAUAUCUAAACAUGUCCAAUAAACUUAAAGAAAUUGAUCAUAUUUUAAACAAUUUACUUCAAGGUCUUAAUCACGAUGCUGAUACUGUACCCGAUUUAAAGUUUGUUUUGAAUAUAAUAACACAAAUUAAUCAACAGCAAGAAUCCAUAGGACAUCAGAUUGACGAAAUUAUACAAUCAUAUCAAAUUUUAGAAGAACAUCAUUUUGAAUAUCCACAGACUGAGUGGAUACUUAUGAACACGUUAUUUCCUCGUUUAGAAAAACUUGUUGAACAAUCACUUAUUGUACAACAUCGUUUGAAACCAAUACGUGAACGUUUUCGUGAAAUAAUUCAAUACGAUAUUGACCUAUUUCAACGAAUGAUUGAUGAACUUGUAGAAAAAUUUGAUAACUAUGGUCCAUAUCGAAUUGAAAGUGAUCUUGAUCAAAUAUUUCUACUUGUAAAACAAUAUGAACAAGAUAUUGAUAAAAUAGAACAACGAAAACUUGAAAUAAUUAAUAUAAUGAAACUAUUUCAUAUGCCAUUGAUUAGCUAUCCAAAUUUAAUACGCGUUCAAAAGGAAAUCAACGGUUUAAAUACUCUAUUUAAUCUUUAUGAGGAAUUUAAAAGAAAUAAAAAGCUGUGGUCAAAUAUCCUGUGGGCAGAACUUCAUAUUAAUGAUUUAAUUGUUAAUGUUGAUUUAUUUAUUAAAAAUUUCCGCCGUUUAUCACCAGCUAUUAAAACAACAAUCGUCGGUCAUUCAGUUGAAAAAUAUUUGUCAGGUGAUUUAAGAAAGCAAACAUCUUUCUUUUGUGAUACUUACGAGGGAAGGUCACCAAGUGUUCAAUCGCUUUUAAGUCAGAACUAUGUGUGUCAUGUAGACCCCAGCGAGGGUUAUUUUGUUUCACUAGAUUUUCGUUCGUCACUUCCGAUCAUGGUUGAUUUGAAAAAUGAAGCAUUACGUGAACGUCAUUGGCAACAAAUUAUUCAAGAGACUAAUAUUGAUAUUGACCUAGCAAACAGCAUUCUCACAUUGGAAAAUAUAUUUCAAAUGAAUUUACAUCAAUAUCACGAUAUAAUUCAAAGCAUUUUGCAAACAGCUAUUAAAGAAUUGCAAAUAGAAAAGAAUCUUAAUGAUAUUCAACAGCAAUGGGACACAAUGCGUUUUCAAAUACAUAAACAUUACCGUCAUACAACAGGCACUAGUUUUCAACAAGAACGUGGCUUUAUCAUAACCGGUGUUGACGAUAUUCUUCAAGCACUCGAAGAUUCAACUUUACUUCUUAGCAGUAUAGUAACUUCGCGUUUCGUUGGUAUUUAUCUUUCACAAGUUGAACAAUGGAUUCAAAUUUUAUCCUUAAUUUCUGAUGUAAUUAAAUUAUGGACUAUUGUACAACAAAAAUGGAUGUAUCUUGAAAAUAUAUUCAUUGGUUCCAAUCUACAAUUUGGUGAAGAUGCGAAACGAUUUGAUACAGCUGAUAAAUUAUAUCGAAAAAUAAUGUUGGAAACAUCGAGGAAUUCAUUCGUUAAAGAUGCUUGUAUACAUCCUGGCCGAUACGAUGAACUAAAGUCUAUUUUAAUACUUAUUGAAAAAAUUCAAAAAAAUUUAAAUGAAUAUUUAAAUACGAAACGUCAAUUAUUUCCACGAUUCUAUUUCCUGUCCGAUGAUGAACUUCUGUCGAUAAUUGGCUCAUUGGAUCCAAAUCAUAUUCAAGGAUAUUUACAAAAAUUGUUUGACAAUAUAGCGGCUCUAGAUUUUGUUCAAUAUGAUAAAUUAUCAGCGUUUAAACAUAAACAAGAUGACGAACUAGUUCAUUUAAAUAGUAGUGACGAAAAUUCUAUGUAUGCUACAGCCAUGAUUUCAUUAGAAAAUGAAGAAAUGUUUUUUUUGAAUCCAAUUGAAUGUAAUGGAAAAGUUGAAAUAUGGAUGUCACACAUUGAAAAAGAAAUGAAAUAUUCAAACCGUUGGUUAACUAAAGAAGCUAUUUUUUAUUAUCGUUUUAAACAGAAUAGAUUAGAAUGGAUGAGAAAAUACAUCGGUAUGGUUGUUUUAGUUGUGAAUCAACUAUGGAGUACAUGGGAAAUCGAAGAUCAAUUCGAUAAAAUGAACAGGCAAAAUCAACGUUUAGCCAUGAAAAAUUACGUUAAACAACUUAACUUUCAAAUAGAAGAAAUUGUUUUAGAAAUGAGAAAAUUUUUAAAAUCAAAUGAAUAUAACAAAUUUGAAACAGUUCUUACCAUCGAUGUUCAUACUCGUGAUAUGGUAGAUAUUUUAAUACGUGAUGGUAUUAAUGAACGUCAUGAUUUUUCAUGGCAAUCUCAACUGCGAUUUUAUUGGUUUUCAAAUGAAGAUAAUCUAUUUCUACAGCAAUGCAAUGGAAAAUUUGAAUAUGGUUAUGAAUACAUGGGUCUUAACGGUCGUCUUGUUAUUACACCAUUAACUGAUCGAAUUUAUCUGACCGUUACGCAAGCUUUGUCAAUGUUUCUUGGUUGCGCACCAGCUGGACCAGCAGGUACUGGGAAAACAGAAUCAAUUAAAGAUCUUGCUAAAGCUAUGGGUCUACUUUGUGUUGUUACCAAUUGUGGCGAAGGCAUGGAUUAUCAAUCAAUAGGUAAAAAUUUAAAUGGUUUAUGUCAGACUGGUGCUUGGGGAUGUUUUGACGAGUUUAAUCGUAUCGAAGCAUCGGUACUCAGUGUUGUGUCUACUCAAGUGAAAAGCAUUCAACAAGCAUUAUCAUUGCAUCUUAAAGAAUUUUCAUUUGAACACAAUCAAAUUCAACUUCUAUCAACUGUUGGCAUAUUUGUAACAAUGAAUCCAGGUUAUGCUGGUCGUACAGAAUUACCUGAAUCAGUUAAAACUUUGUUUCGACCUGUUGUUGUCAUCGUUCCAGAUAUGCAAUAUAUCGGAGAAAUAAAACUAUUUGCUAAUGGUUUCAUACAUGCAAAAAUUCUAGCAAAAAAGAUGGUAACAUUGUAUCGUUAUGCGUCAGAAUUACUUAGUAAACAAUAUCAUUAUGAUUGGGGUUUAAGAAGUUUCAAAGCUGUUUUAUCCAUGACGGGUUAUUUAAAACGAACGUCAAUGAAAGACGAUCUCGAAGAAAUUGUUCUACUAAGAGCUCUACGUGAUACGAAUAUACCAAAAUUUAUUUAUGAAGAUGCUCAUCUCUUUCUUACAUUAUUAAGUGAUCUAUUUCCGAAUAUUCAUUGUCCAGAAAUAUCCUAUGAAAAUCUAAAUAACAUUAUUAACGAUGUACUCAUCCGUCAACAUUAUAUUUUAGUUCCUGAACAAAUACAGAAAAUAAUUCAAUUGUAUGAGACAAUGAUGACCCGUCAUUCAACGAUGCUAGUUGGACCAACAGGUGGUGGGAAGACGGUCGUGUUAAAUACUUUAGCCGAAGCGCAGACUCAAAUGGGAAUGAAAACACAUCUAUACAUAUUGAAUCCUAAAGCAUUAAGUGUUGCUGAAUUAUAUGGUACACUUGAUCCAUUAACACGAGAAUGGACUGAUGGAGUUGUUUCGGUGCUCUAUCGCACGAUAAAUCGACCGACAGCACGUAACGAACGACGUUAUAUUGUAUUUGACGGCGAUGUUGAUGCACUUUGGAUUGAAAAUAUGAAUUCCGUUAUGGAUGAUAAUAAACUAUUAACAUUAGCUAAUGGUGAACGUAUUCGUUUACAAGAUUAUUGUUCGUUGUUGUUCGAAGUUGGAGAUUUGAAAUAUGCAUCACCAGCAACUGUAUCUCGUUGCGGGAUGGUUUAUCUGGAUUCGGAAAAUCUUGGCCCAGAUCCCGUAUGGAAACGUUGGUUGAAUACGAAUUUAAUCGAUCGAUCGAAUGAAAAAGAUCAAUUAGAUUUACUUUAUCAUCGCUAUACAAAAAAUCUAUUAAAUUUUAUUUAUUUUGGUCAAACAGAAACAGAACGAAGACCACGAAUGAAAAUGAUUGUUCCAUUAACUCAAGUUAAUAUUAUUGUACAAUUAACAAAACUACUCGAUUCAUUAUUUUUACCGUUGCUUCAUCAUGAGAAAAAGGAUCACUUACAGUUAGAUGCAGAUAAAAUUCAUGCUGUUUUUCUUCAAACAUUAAUUUGGUCAUUUGGUGCUUGUCUUAAACAAGAUGAUCGAAUAUUUUUCGAUACAUUUCUUAGAUAUUUGUCAGGCCUUUCAAAUGCACCUAUAGGUUCAAAAGCCAAAUCAGGACAAUUACCAGAUGAAAAACUUCUACUAUUUGAUUAUAUAUUCCAACCAGAUAUUGAUCAAUGGAUUAAAUGGAAGGAUCUCAUUCCGCGCUACGAACAUGAUCGGUCAAAACGAUUUACUGAAUUACUUGUUCAAACCGUUGAUACGAUUCGUUUAGAAUGGCUCAUUAAAUCGAUGAUAUCCAUUCAUCAACCUGUUCUAUUCGUUGGUGAUACUGGAUCGAGUAAAACAGCAACUAUUCUAUCUUGCAUACGUCAUUUUGAUGCACAGUAUACAAAUUUAAUUUUAAAUUUCUCGUCACGUACGAAAUCAAUUGACGUUCAACGGUCUAUCGAAACUCAACUAGAGAAACGUUCGAAAGAUACUUAUGGCCCAUCAGCUGGAAAUAAAUUAAUCAUAUUUCUUGAUGAUAUGUCUAUGCCGAAAAUCGACCAAUAUGGAACACAACAAGCUAUUGCGUUACUUAAAUUACUUGUUGAAAAACAUGGAAUGUACGAACGAAAUGAAGAAUUUAAUUGGAAAUUCGUUACAGAUAUCGAUUGGAUUGCUGCAAUGAGCACACCUGGUGGAAGUAAUAAUAAUAUCGAUCCACGAUUUGUCAGCCAUUUUAGUACUUUUUAUAUUUCACCGCCAUCGUAUGAAUCUCUUUUUCGUAUAUUCUCAACAAUAUUACAAAGUCAUGUAACAACAUUUCCAAUAGAAAUUCAAGAACUAAUUCCAAAUAUAAUAAAGUUUACUUUACAAGUCUACGACGCUAUUCUCCGAUCCUUUGUUCCAACACCAGCAAAAUUUUAUUAUAUAUUUUCUUUACGCGAUCUCAGUCGUAUCAUUCAAAGUCUUUUACAAGCAACACCGGAACGGUUUGAUACGAUUGAAAGAUUUACACGUGUUUGGUUACAUGAAUGUAUUCGCGUAUUUUCUGAUCGCUUCAAUGCUGGAAAAGAUCACGAAUUGUUUAGUAGAAUUUUAGAAACAAUUAUUGAUAAUAAUUCUCUAUUAAAACCUCAUCGAAAUUAUUUAUUUCGUAAACCGAUUCUUUUCAGCGAUUAUCGUACGGUAUUGAAAGAAGAUGAACCAAAAAUUUAUGAAGAUCUACAAGAUUAUCACGCAAUAAAAUCUCUAUUUGAUGAAAUUAUUUUAGAAUAUAAAGAGCAAUAUGGACAAAUGAAUAUUGUUUUAUUUAAUGAUGCACUUGAACAUUUAACACGUAUUUAUCGUGUGCUACGUUUAGAUCGUGGACAUUUAUUAUUGGUUGGGACAGGUGGUUCAGGAAAAAAAUUACUCGCAAAAAUUGCUGCAUUUACUGCUAAGUGUCAAAUAUUCGAAAUACAAUUGACAAGAAACUAUAAUGAAAUAUUAUUUCGUGAAGAUUUAAAAAAUUUAUUUUAUCAAACCGGAUUAAAAAAUGUUAAAACCGCUUUUAUUCUCCAUGAUGCGCAAAUUGUUGACGAAAGUUUUCUUGAAUAUAUCAACAAUAUUUUAUCAAACGGUAUUGUUCCUGCUUUAUUUACCGAACAAGAAAGAGAUGGAAUUAUUAAUGAAAUACGUGCAGAAGCAACGGAGUACGUUAAAAAAUCAAUAAAUGAAAAUAUUUGGCAUUAUUUUAUUGCAAAAUGUACAUUGAAUUUACAUGUUAUUUUAUGCAUGAAUCCAAGUGGAAAUUUUUUACGAAAUCGAGCUCGAAAUUUUCCGGCGUUAAUCAACAAUACGACAAUUGAUUAUUUUGAUCGAUGGCCACAACAAGCUCUAUAUGCUGUUGCGGAACAUUUUAUAUCGCAUUUUAAAUUAAUUUCGGAUGAAUAUAAAAAUAAUAUAAUUGAACAUAUGGGUAUGGUUCACGAAUCAGCCAAUUUCUAUUGUGAUCUCUAUGUGGAAAAAAUGCGACGAAGCGCUUAUGCAACGCCGAAAAAUUAUCUAGAUUUUAUACAUACAUUUACUCAACUUUAUCAACAAAAAAAAGAAGACCUAUCUAAACAAGCCGAACGAUUAAACGUUGGAAUUGUUCGCAUCGAUGAAGCUAGUAUACUUAUAGAGGAAAUGGAUAAAAAAUUAGGAAAACAACGUAAAGAACUUGGAAUAAAAACAAAAAAAUGCGAUGAUUUACUAACAGAAAUAACUGAUUUAACAGCGAAACAAACAGAACGUAAAAGUCGAGCAUUAGAAAAAAAACUAAUAGUUGAUGAACAAUUAAUUACAAUCGAAAAGGAGAAACAUGAAGCUGAAUCACAGUUAGCCGAAACUAUGCCAGCAUUACUCGACGCUCAGCAAGGUCUCGAUACACUUAAAUCAACAGAUAUCACUGAAAUGCGUAGUUUUGCUAAUCCAGUUGAUGCACUACGAUUAAUUGGUUAUUGCAUGUUAAUUUACUUAGGCCAUCCAUCUAUCAGUUGGAAAGAUGUUCGAGCCGUCAUGGCUGACAUGAAAUUUAUAACAAAUUUAAAAACUCGUGAUCCUGAUUUAUUCACAUCAAAGCAAGCCGUACAAUUGAAAAUCUAUUUAAAAAAAUUAGAAGAAAAACUUGAUCCAAAUCAUCUAUAUUCCAUGUUGGAAAAGUCUGAACGCGAUAUAAAACUUGUCACAUUAAUGACGAAUGUGAGCCGAGUUGGUGGUAGUUUAUUAAAGUUUAUUCAUGCUAUUGAUAAUUAUAUGGAUAAAUAUCGUGAAACAAAACCGAAAAAAGAACGUUUAUUUUCCAUACAAAAUGAUUAUGAAAAUAAUCUAUCGGAAUUAAAUCGUCUGGAAAUUAGUAUUGAAAAAUUAACGAAUAUCUUGGAUGAUUUUCGUAAAAGAUUUGAUACAGCUAUGGAAGAUAAAUUAAAAUUUCAACAGGAAACCGAAAUAGCACUACGUCGCCGCACAGCAGCCGAAACACUUUUAAGUGGCUUUAAAAGUGAAAUUUCACGGUGGAAAGAAGAACUUAGUUCGAUGAAACAAUAUGAAAAUGAAUUAAUUGGAAAUUGCCUAUUAGCAAGUGCAUUUCUUGCUUAUUGUAGUUCAUUUUCAUAUGAAAUUCGUCAAGAAUUAUUGAAUAAUCAAUGGAGAAAGUAUUUAGAUGAGAAAAAGAUUUUAUUAACAAAAAAUUUUCAAAUACAAACUUUUCUUUCGACGAAUGUCGAAAUAUCCGAAUGGAAUUCUCAAGGUUUACCAGCUGAUGAAUUUUCAAUACAAAAUGGUAUAUUGACUUUACAAACAAAUAGGUUUCCCUAUUGUAUUGAUCCACAAUUACAAUGUUUAUUAUGGAUUCAACAACGAGAAAGAAAAGCAAAUUUAAAAAUUUUAUCAAUGCGUGAUCGAGAUUUUUUGAAACAUUUCGAAUUAGCUAUUAAAUAUGGAUAUCCGGUUCUUUUUAAAGAUGUUGAUGAAUACAUCGAUCCAAUCAUCUUAGAUAUUUUAUCAAAGAAUCUACAAGGCGACACCACUCAUCAAUAUGUUAAAUUAGGUGAUAAAUAUAUUGAUAUUGAUCGAAAUUUUCGCAUGUAUUUAACUUGUCGUUUAUCAAAUCCAAUAUUAUCAACGUUACAUUUUUCUUAUUCAAAAGUAAUCAACUAUACAGUAACAUUAAAAGGUCUUGAAGAGCAAUUGUUAUCGUCUCUUGUUAAAAUCGAACGACGUGAACUAGAAGAAAUGCGUGAAACAUUAAUUCAGGAAAUAUUUGAAAACCAACACCAACAAAAAUCGCUCGAAGAUUCGCUUUUAAGAGAAUUAACAACAAGCACUGGUAAUAUUCUUGAUAAUACAGAAUUAAUUGGAACAUUAGAAAAUACAAAAAUAAAAGUCAAUGAAGUUACCCAAGCGUUAAAUUUAGGCGAAAGAACUCGACAAGAUAUUGAAAAAUUACGUGAUACAUAUCGAUUAGCUGCUAGACGUGGUGCUGUACUUUACUUCUCAUUAGUUCAAAUGUCAAUUAUUAAUUCAAUGUAUCAAUAUUCAUUAAACUCUUUCCUAUCGGUUUUUGAAUAUAGCGUAAAAAGUUCUCAAACAAAUUUAAAACUGAACAGACGUUUAGAAUCUAUAAUAAAUACGUUGACUUAUCAAAUUUAUUGUUAUGGUACAACGGGAAUGUUUGAAAAACAUAAAUUACUAUAUUCAUUUUUAAUAACUAUACAAAUUGAAUUAGACGAACAAAAAAUUAAUUAUCAUCAAAUAGAUUUUUUUCUCAAAGGUAACCUAUCCUUAGAUAGAUCUUUAACAAUGAAAACUAAGCCCGCAUUUAAUUGGCUAACAAAUGAUGCUUGGCAUCAUUGUUUAUAUCUAUCGAAAAUAUUUCCGGAAAAUUUUCAAAAUUUACCAAUGCACAUUCAAAAAUACCAUCAUGAUUGGAAACAAUGGAUUGAAUGUGAUGAACCAGAAAACUAUCCAUUUCCUAAUCUAUACAAUGAAUUACUCAAUGAUUUUGAACGAUUAAUGUUACUAAGAUGUUUUUGUCAAAAUAGAAUUAUUUUUGCAAUAAAUAAUUAUAUUACUAAAAUCAUGGGAGAAAAAUAUAUUACUCCACCGACUAUUUAUUUUGAUUCUAUAUUUGAACAAUCAACAUCACAAAUACCGAUUGUAUUCAUACUUUCACCGGGGUCCGAUCCAACAAACGAUAUUCAAAAGUUAGCAGAAAGAAAAAAUCAAAUUCAUAACAUUAAUAUUGAAAAUGGAACAACAGGAAAUGAUGAACGCAAAUCUUUAAGAACACUUGCCAUGGGUCAAGGCCAAGAAAAACUUGCUUUACAAGCAUUGCAUACAGCUCAACAUCAAGGAACGUGGCUGUUACUUCAAAAUUGUCAUUUACUUUUAUCGUUUUUGAACGAAUUAGAAAAGGAAUUGGAACUAUCAACUAAAUCGCACCCAGAUUUUCGUCUUUGGAUGACAACAGAACCAAUUGAAAAAUUUCCCAUCGGACUUCUUCAAAAGUCCUACAAAGUCGUCAUAGAACCUCCUUCGACAAUCAAAUUAAAUCUUCGUUCGACAUUUGUUAAUUUAAAUUUACAAACAUUUACUGAAUCCGAUCAUCCGGCAUAUCCAUGUAUGAUAUUUAUUCUUGCUUUCUUUCAUGCAAUUAUACUUGAUCGAAGAAAAUACGAUAAAAUCGGAUGGUCAUGCAUUUAUGAUUUCAAUGAAUCAGAUUUUUAUGUUUCGGUCGAUAUUUUAAAAGCUUACUUAAACAUGAGUUUAGAACGUGGUAGUCUUGCAAUUCAAUGGCCGACAUUACGAUAUUUAAUUGGAGAAGUCAUCUAUGGCGGCCGUGUGAUUGAUUCGUAUGAUCAACGUUUAAUUCGAACUUACAUGAAAGAAUAUUUUGGAGAUUUCGUUUUUGAUCAUUUACAACCGUUUCACUUCUUCCAUGAUACAAAUAAAUCAUUGAAAUGUGAUUAUUUUAUUCCUGAAUUACGCGAUUUUCUAUCAGCUAAACGACGAUGGUUACUAAAAGAAGCGAAUAUAACAAUCGAACCUCAAAUUGAAUAUAAUUUCGAACAUGUUUUACCUGAUAAAAUUUCAAGUCUUUUCCAACGUAAUGUCAACGUCGAUGCAAAUCCAAUUGAACCUCAGCAAUUAGAUUAUCAAUUUCUAUCGAAAAAUGUUCUAUUCAAUCAAUUCUUUCAUUAUUCGAUAUUUCGUGAUCUUUAUCUAGCCUACGUUGAUCGCUUACCUCUUUAUAAUCCACCUGAUGUACUUGGUUUACACGCAAAUGCAGAAAUCAACUAUUUAACUAAAGUAGCUGACGAAAUUUAUUCAAAUAUGUUUGAUCUUCAACCAGAACAACAUGAUAUUGAAGAUAAUUCAAGUAGAGAACGAUUUGUUUUAUCAUUAAUUGAUGAUAUACUUCAACAAAUUCCACCAAAAAAGGAUCCUAAUAGUAUUAAACAAAAAUUCAAACAAGUAUCAACACCCUUGACGAUCGUUCUUCUGCAAGAAAUCCAACGAUUUAAUCUACUUACAUCGAUUAUGUGGAAAUCACUGAACGAAUUAAAACAGGCCUUAAAUGGUCAAAUCAGUUUUUCAAUUCAACUCGAAGAAAUCAAUAAAUAUCUCUAUCAUGGACAACUGCCGUCAUUGUGGAGAUCAUAUGCACCAGAAACAAAGAAAUCUCUUGGCAGUUGGAUGGAACACUUUCAACGAAGAAAUCAACAGUAUGAAAAUUGGAUACAGACGGGUGAACUCAAAAUAAUAAAUCUAAGUGGAUUACAUGUACCCGAAUCAUAUUUAGCUGCUAUUAUACAAAUAGCCGCACGUAAAAAUCAAUGGCCUCUAGAUAAAGUGACAUUUUAUACACAUGUUACCAAAUGGCAAAAUAUAGAUGCCGUUGAUGAAUCUCUUCAAAGCAUCUGUUUAAUUGAAGGUUUAUAUUUAGAAGGUGCCGGAUGGGAUAUAGAAAAUCAUUGUCUAACUGAACAAUCAAAUAAACAACUUAUUCAAAUGAUGCCAUUAAUUAAGAUAAUACCUAUUGAAACUUAUCGAGCUAAUAUGACAAAUUAUUUACUCACACCAGUUUAUGUCACAAGUAAUCGUAGAAAUACGAUGGGCACUGGUUUAGUAUUUGAAGCUAAUCUCUAUUCAAAAAAAGACAUUUCACAUUGGAUACUCAACGGUGUUUGUUUAUUGCUAAACGAUGAUUAA
Messenger RNA from Rotaria socialis, 14523 nucleotides. NCBI's taxonomy places the organism in Eukaryota, Metazoa, Rotifera, Eurotatoria, Philodinida, Philodinidae. The record is from the annotation of a GenBank genome assembly.